CUUAUGCGUAGCAAAACAAAGGAUAAUCUCUGUUUCCAAAGAACUGUUCGAAUAUUAUCUGUAGCCUAUUUAAGUAGUACUCUAUCAUAUAGAUCAGAAGUUCCGCGCUCUUCAAGUGUCAAUUAUUUAUUGGAGUUGUCACUAGACAUUUUGUUACGACUGUCUCCCAAACGCGUUGUCCCUGAAUUGACGGGAACAGCAAUAUAAAUGAAGAGGGACUUAACGUGACCGUAUUGAGCAGAGCACUUUCGCGUUUUGGUGCGCUGCGAAGGUGUGUGCCAAUUCAACUGCUGCCACCUCCAGGCAUUGAAUCCAAGUAAAUAUCGUCAGGGUGACUAGAGGAAUGGCUGCGGCAAACAACGGAUCAAACACAACUAGGACCUUUACAAAUCAGUUCGUACAACCGCCUUGGCGCAUCGUGCUAUGGUCGGUCGCGUACAGCCUUGUGCUCGCCGUGGCAGUUUUUGGGAACCUGAUAGUGAUUUGGAUCGUAUUGGCGCACAAGAGGAUGCGGACCGUGACAAACUACUUUUUACUCAACUUGGCUUUCUCUGACGCCUCAAUGGCCGCGUUCAACACGUUGAUUAAUUUCAUAUAUGCUGCUCACGGCAAUUGGUACUUUGGAGAAUCAUACUGCAAGUUCCACAACUUUUUCCCAGUCACAGCAGUGUUUUCAAGCAUCUAUUCAAUGAGCGCAAUAGCAGUCGACAGGUACAUGGCCAUCAUCCACCCGCUGAAACCCCGGCUGUCGGCCACAGCCACCAAGGUGGUGAUCUUGUGUAUCUGGGCGCUGGCCGUGGUGCUGGCCUUCCCCCUCUGCUUCUACUCCACCAUCCGCAUCCUGCCCCGCCGGACAAUCUGCUACGUGGCUUGGCCCCGUUCAUCAGAUGACUCCUUCAUGUAUCAUAUCAUUGUGACGGUGCUGGUGUAUGUGCUGCCCCUAGUGGUGAUGGGUAUCACCUACACCAUUGUGGGUGUGACGCUGUGGGGAGGAGAGAUCCCGGGGGAAGCAUCAGAUAACUACCACAGCCAGCUCACAGCCAAGAGGAAGGUGGUGAAGAUGAUGAUCAUUGUGGUGGUGACCUUCGCCCUCUGCUGGCUGCCGUACCACGUCUACUUCAUUGUGACGGGCCUCAACAAGGCUCUGAUGAGGUGGAAAUCCAUCCAGCAGGUCUAUUUGUCAGUGCUGUGGCUGGCCAUGAGCUCCACCAUGUACAAUCCCAUCAUCUACUGCUGCCUCAACAGCAGGUUCCGGGCGGGCUUCAAGCGGGCGUUCUGUUGGUGCCCGUUCGUCCGGGUAUCCAGCUAUGACGAGCUGGAGUUGCGCGACAACAACAUCCGCAACCGAUCUGGCCACCAGGGCAGCAUGUGCACCCUCUCCCGCGUGAACACUGGGACCAACAGCACCAACGAUCGCCACCACAGCAUCAAAAAGGCAGUCUCCAGCUGCCAUGGCAAUGCCAUUGUUAACAGAGAUAACAAUGGUAACCAUGGCAACCAACUGGUGGUAGCCAAGGCCAACCUUUACAGUGACCCUGAUGAUGUGGCCGACGAUCAGUUCUCCUGAGAUGUUUAUGAUGACCACGACCACCUUCUAGAAUGUUCACGAGUGGUUUGGAAAGUCGUUGUCAACAUUUCGCCUUCCAAACUGUCCCUCAAACAUUCCAAGCAAGCCUUUACAUUUUUAUUUUAUUUUACCAAGCAUAAGUAUUUCUUGUGAGUUUGUUGCAAACACGGUUGUUCCGUAUAAAGUAUUUUCUGCUGGCUU
Messenger RNA from Salmo salar (Atlantic salmon), 1768 nucleotides. Its product is annotated as neuromedin-K receptor. Gene Ontology annotation, molecular function: tachykinin receptor activity. The record is from RefSeq and is a predicted model, not a curated record. Gene Ontology annotation, biological process: G protein-coupled receptor signaling pathway; positive regulation of flagellated sperm motility. Gene Ontology annotation, cellular component: sperm midpiece; plasma membrane. Lineage: Eukaryota; Metazoa; Chordata; Actinopteri; Salmoniformes; Salmonidae.